Molecule: messenger RNA, 698 nt
Organism: Impatiens glandulifera
Lineage: Eukaryota; Viridiplantae; Streptophyta; Magnoliopsida; Ericales; Balsaminaceae
Product: transcription factor bHLH92-like
Exons: 2
Coding region: 24-698 (224 amino acids)
Molecular function (GO): protein dimerization activity
Source: RefSeq, a predicted model, not a curated record
GAUCGAAAUUGAAGAAAUUAAGAAUGGAAGAAUUCUUCCAAUACGAUUUCACCACCCCAAUUUUUCCGGCGAUCCGUACUAACAGCAGCGCUUUCAUCCCCUAUAAUCACCGGACCAACUUCCCAAGGCUCACCGGCGGCAGCCGGAUUAAUGUGAAUCGCAGAAUGGUGGAGUUCUUGAGGAGGACCUGGAGUCCGCCGGCGCCGGCGCCGGCGGAAAUGGAGGUGAGAGAAAGGGGUUAUAGGCAUAUGAUUAAUGAAAGGAUUAGGAGAGAGAAACAAAAGGAAAGCUAUUCUACCCUUCGUGGACUGUUACCCAAUGGAACAAAGAAUGAUAAGAACACGAUCGUACAAGUGGCGGCGAAAGAGAUUGUGGAGAUGGAGAGACGGCGACGGGAACUGGAAAAUCAGAACAAAGAGAUGGCGGCGCGAUUGGGUAAGAGAUUGUGUUCGUUGGAUGGAGAAGAUGAGGGAUCUGUAAGUUAUAAUAAGAAGAUUAUGUUGAAAAUGGCGAAUCCUUCUUCUUCUUGUUCUGGAAUUGAUUCUGUUCUUGAGGUGCUUAGAUGUUUAAAGAAGAAUGGAUUGAAGGCUAAAUCUAUUCAAUCCAAUUUCUCUAACAAUCAGAUUUCAGCUGUUCUUCACAUCUUUUCACAGGUAACAAAUUAUCUCUUUCCUCUGUUCCAAAGUUUUCAAAUUUAG